Rhincodon typus (whale shark) is the source of this 978-nucleotide messenger RNA. RefSeq names its product upstream stimulatory factor 2-like. Gene Ontology annotation, biological process: regulation of transcription by RNA polymerase II. The annotation marks the transcript as partial. The transcript is spliced from 7 exons. Gene Ontology annotation, molecular function: RNA polymerase II cis-regulatory region sequence-specific DNA binding; protein dimerization activity; DNA-binding transcription factor activity, RNA polymerase II-specific. NCBI's taxonomy places the organism in Eukaryota, Metazoa, Chordata, Chondrichthyes, Orectolobiformes, Rhincodontidae. The record is from RefSeq and is a predicted model, not a curated record.
GCGGUGAUCCAGAACCCAUUCAGCAAUGGCGGAAGCCCCUCGACAGACUCGGUGGGGGGAGAGACGCGAUUUGCCUAUUUCCCAGCAUCAGCGGUGGGCGAGGCAACGACAGCGGUGGUCUCGGCCCAGGCGGACCCCUCUUUUAACCCUUUUACAGGGCAGUUUUACGUCAUGAUGACCCCACAGGACGUCUUGCAGACAGGAGCACAGCGAACAAUUGCCCCUCGGACACACCCGUACUCUCCGAAAGAAGACCCCGACCUCAGCAACAUGAAGAUCGAUGGGCCACGUACACCUCGGGAUGAGAGGAGGAGAGCACAACACAAUGAGGUGGAGCGACGGCGUCGAGACAAGAUCAACAAUUGGAUUGUGCAGCUGUCGAAGAUCAUCCCAGACUGUAACGCAGACAACACCAAAACCGGCCAGAGUAAAGGAGGAAUCCUAUCAAAGGCGUGUGACUAUAUCCGGGAACUUCGGCAGACUAACCAGCGGAUGCAGGAAAGCUUCAAGGACACUGAGAGGCUGCAGCUUGACAACGAAUUACUACGACAGCAGAUCGAGGAGCUGAAAAGUGAGAACGCCGUGCUGCGGGCUCAGUUACAACAACAUGGCGUCGAACUGGUGGGCGAGCUCUCGGGGCAGUGACCCCUCCCCGGGCACUCUGCGGACCUUUUGCUUUUAUUUCGUUUCUCUUGUUUUCUGUGGGGAGGUGGGGUUGGGGGGGUGGGGGGUUGGGGGCGGUCUUGGGUGGGGAGGACGGGGUGUGGGGGAGAAUUGGGGAUGGGCGGGAUCCAGCGAGUUUGUCACUGCUUCAGUUUUUUUUUUGUAGUUCAGGAGCGAGGGAGACGAUAAAAAUGGAGCGAGGAGCGGGAGGCGGAGGGGAGAGAGGGUUGAAAAGAUUUGUGUAAAUUUAGUAUCAUUCAUGCAGAUGUUUUUGAGGCAUAUUAUAUAACCAAUAAAAAGAAAGAACUGCCAAAA